Molecule: messenger RNA, 3231 nt
Organism: Dinoponera quadriceps
Lineage: Eukaryota; Metazoa; Arthropoda; Insecta; Hymenoptera; Formicidae
Exons: 9
Coding region: 181-3231 (1016 amino acids)
Molecular function (GO): nucleic acid binding
Source: RefSeq, a predicted model, not a curated record
AGGUGAAAUAAAAAGUUCUGAGCGUUUUCCGCUAGAUGUCUUUAGUAAGCCAUAUCUCACGAUGUAUACAUCGCAUCGGAUCAUACUAUACGUCGAUUUAAAAGUGACAUUACGCUUCAAAAAAAGUUCUGUUACAGUUUUGUGUUUGGUCAAGGCAGUUGUGUGUUACAGCGUUCCAAAAUGGAGGUAAAAAAAGAGAAAAUUCGAUACAUUCUUCAGUACCACUACGACCAAGGUGAAAAGGCGGAGCAGGCAGCCAAAAAUAUUUGUGCUGUUUAUGGACCCAAUACAGUAUCGAAUACAACAGCAAAGCGGUGGUUCCAACGAUUCCGUUCUGGUAAUAUGGACGUCAAAGAUGAGGCACGCUCUGGUAGGCCAAUCGUCGAAAAUGUCGAUAAAAUCAUGAAAAUCGUCGAGUCGGACCGGCAUGUGAGCACUUAUUCCAUUGCCCAGGAACUGAAGAUUAGCCAGAAAACCGUUUGGAACCAUUUGCAUAAGGCUGGUCUUAAGAAGAAGCUCGAUGUAUGGGUGCCACACGAAUUGACGCAAAAAAACCUUUUGGACCGAAUUGACGCCUGCGAUUCUUUGCUGAAACGUAACGAAAUCGAACCAUUUUUGAAGCGGAUGGUAACUGAUAAUGAAAAAUGGGUCACAUACGAGAACAACAGCCGAAAAAGAUCGUGGUCCAAUCGCGGUGAGCCGGCCCAAACGAUCGCGAAGCCCGGAUUAACGGCCAAGAAGGUUUUGCUGUGUGUUUGGUGGGAUUGGAAAGGAAUCAUCCACUAUGAGCUGCUCCCAUCGGGCCAAACACUCAAUUCGGACCUCUAUUGUCAACAACUGACCAGAUUGAAGCAGGCGAUCGAUCAGAAGCGGCCGGAAUUGGCCAAUAGGAAAAGUGUUGUGUUCCAUCAAGACAACGCCAGGCCGCACACAUCAUUAACGACGCGCCAGAAGCUCCGAGAGCUUGGAUGGGAGGUUCUAUUGCACCCACCGUAUAAUCCAGACUUGACAUCCCAUAUAUCCCCUGACAUAAAUGAAAAUCAAGAGGAAAAAUAUUAUAGUUUAACCUUAGAAGAGAAACGUGAAAAAAAUCCUCAAGGCGUUAGAGAAAAUUUUAAUAUCAGUAAUCAAAAAUUAAAACAUCAAAAACAAGACCCAAUACCCUUUUUGAGUAAUAUCGCCAAUAAGCUUAGCGAAACUCAGGAGGGAGCAUUCAAAGCCUGCUGUGAAAAUAUUAAAACUCAGAAAAUUAAGGAACAAAGUAUAAACAUUUCAGUCAAACAACCAAUCCUCAUUAGAACCUCAGGUGUAAAACCGGUAUUUGAUCUCCAAAACUCCCCUGAUCUCGAGGUUCCAGAUCGUCCGGUAGCAAUAAUUGACACUAGUACAUCUAAGACUGAUAUGCAUUCUAUCGACGGAUUUGACGAACGCAUUAAUAUUAUAAAUUAUAACGAAAAUUCUGAUAAUCCAAUUUUGAAUACAAAUAUUCUUUGCGUGAAACCAACUGACACUUAUGACGAUGACCGGCUAAACGACCUACUAAAAUUAAUUAAUUUGGACCAUUUAAAUUCGGAAGAAGCAACCAGUAUAUUAGAUUUGAUAAAGGCUCAUCAAGAAUGCUUCCAAUUGCCUAAAGAAAAAUUGACUGCAACGCACGUACUACAACAUCGUAUACCGACUACAGACGACUAUCCGAUAAAUACUAAACAGUACAGAUUGCCACAAGUUCACAAAUUUGAAAUAAAUAAACAAGUGCAAGAACUUCUAGACGGCGAUAUUAUCCGACAUUCUCAAUCAUCGUAUAAUACUCCCAUCUGGAUAUCGCCUAAAAGGGUUGAUGCACACGACACAUCGUCAGAAGAUUGCAAAAUAAUUAAUCCAAAGACCAAACUAAACCCAAAUAACCCACAAGAUGCUGAGCUUAUCCGACGAUUAUUGGAAGAAGAUCACGACUUCGAAGAAUUGGAUGAGGAAAACAUUUUUAAUUCACAAUUGCUAGGAAACCACGACACGGAGGAGUCAAAUGGAGAAGACAUACCUGAAAUGUAUCUGCCGGAAGACCACGCAAUAACUGAAAUCUUUCCUGCAGAUACCAUACCCUUUACCCCAGAAGAAUUAGCGGAACCCAGUACGACGGAGACAGUCAACGUAGUAGUACAUGCAACCGAAUCGGCCGAGCAAAAAGUGGAGGAACCGGUUGGCGAGGAACAAAAUUGUCUAGAUAAACCAGGCGAAAUUCUUCACCAUAUGCUGACCGCAAUCCUUUAUAUACCGGUGCAAGGAAAUUAUUUGAGCCAGGAUAUGCCGAAACUAACGAAUUUAUCGGUAGGAAUGGCAAGAUUAAUCAAAAGGAAAAAGGGAUACCAUAUAAUACUACCUAUCAGUGAGGAUCAAAGCGAAGGACCAACGAUGGUAUUGAAGAACAUAAAAGACGCGAUAAAGAACACAAGGGAAUUAGCGGAAAACCUGAAACUCGCCAGCAUAAGCAUCGCCAAGAACGAACACAUUUUAAAUGUCCCAUGGAACGAUAUUAAGACCGGAUUUCAAACGGAGUUCCUAAAUUCGGACUAUCAUUUGCAAUGGAUUAACCAAAUGCCCACCAAAGAAUGUACGGACAGCAAUAUUACAGGAAAUGCAUUGUACUCCUGUCGGAGGACAUCGUGGAGUAACCAAGACAUACAACAGAAUCCGUCAGAAUUAUUAUUGAGAAAAUCUGAAAACAGACGUCCAACAAUCCAUCUUACACUGCCUCCAAUGUCAAUUGAAGAAAUAACCAUACCACUGCUUAACCAGACGACAGCUACGAUAGAUGAUAAAUUCGUGAAGAGAUUCAUCACUAUCUUCGGACCUCUUAAAGCAGUGUUUACUGAUCAAGGAAGAAAUUUCAUUCAGAUGAAAGCUAACGACAAUUUAAUAUACGCUAAGACAAAAUCCAAAAUUCGCUACGAUAAAAAUAUUAACCAUCAAACAUUCAAACCAGGAGAUUGUAUAUUUUUAUUAAGGGGACCCAAACCCGGAAAAUUUGGAGAUCAACACACUGAACCACACGAGGUGCUAGAGAUCAAUGGUCUUCAGAGCGAUGAAAUUCAUCCUCAUGUUACUCCUACUCCUACUCCUACUACAAGAGCACUGAAAACUGACCAAUCACCUUGGCAGGGAAGAUCAGAGAUGAUAGAACCUGUUCAGGAGGAGCCUAUAACUACAUCUACGGAAGCUGGUCCGAUGUGGUAG